Messenger RNA from Coregonus sp. 'balchen', 3949 nucleotides. Lineage: Eukaryota; Metazoa; Chordata; Actinopteri; Salmoniformes; Salmonidae. The record is from the annotation of a GenBank genome assembly.
GACUGACUGACUGACUGGCUGACUAGUGACUAACCGUGAUUUGUGAUUUAGACAUCCUUAUCUUUCUGGGAAACUGGGAAUUCCUCCUAUUUUCCUUUCCUCCCCUUUGACACAGAAGAGAGACAGAGAGAUUUACUGAGCCUUUCUCUCCGGACAUGUCUUUCUCGCAGCUGGGGUACCCCCAGUUCCUAAGUGACUCCCAGGAGGUUUACGGGGUCGAACGGGCCGGCUCAGGCCGGGAUGGAGGCGCCGAUGGCGGCGUGAAUCAGGCAGCUACUGCCGCUGCUGUUAGCUCGAUGCUGGGGAUGUAUGGUAACCCGUGGGCGGCUCAGAACUACAGCGCGUUUCUCCCCUACAGCGGUGCAGACCUCGCCCUCAUAUCGCAAAUGGUAGGAGAAAACGUUUUCUUGGAAUGUAGAUUUGAAACUUUGUUCGAAAGUGAUUGUUUCUCAUGUGUCUAUGGAAUGUGCACGCCGGUUAAAUGCAUGCAAGUGAAUUUGAUUUAUUGGAUUGGAAAAUGUAAUAUUAUGGGAUUGUAAUAGGAUCAUUAUUUUAUAUUUGGACCUUUAUUCAAUUUGAAGUUCUGUCAACUAUCAUGUUUUUCGAAACUGAAACGCCUGGUCUUGAAAUUAUUACAAAAAUAGUUCAUGGAAUUGUGUGGUUUAUUAUUCAUGGUCCAAUACCAAACGUCUAAAUUUAGGCUAAGGCUAGUUGAUAAAACAUCGUUUGCAUAUUUUCACUGGGUAGUCGAGCCUAUUUUUAUAAGAUACAAGAGUUACACGAGGCUUAUGGUUGAACUUUUCUAGUUAUUUUGCAAUUUAAUGUUGCUUCAGAAAUAGUACAAUUAGGAUAAACAAACAAUUAGACAUGAGAGACAUUAUGUAGGCUAAUUAUACAUUAUUUAGCAUAUAAUCAACCCUCAUAAUCAAUUUUCAAUUUGAUAUAAUUUAAAGUUUGAUUUAUAUAUUCAUACUGUCAAUGUUGUUGAAUUAUUUAGGCAAUUUUUUUCAAGUUUGGGUAAACGAUGAAAAUAGGACCAAUACGCUAUACGAAAUUUGUGAUAUCGUGCUUGUUUGAAAUAGUCCGAAACAAACUCUCCAUAACCUACACUAUUUAAAAAUAAUAAUAAUAGCUUACCGUAAUGUUGUUGUUAAUUAUUUUAGGAGAUAUCCUACACAUUCUGAAAGUGUGAAAACAUUUUUUGUCAGGACUUGUUAGAUUCAGUCAUAAUACACAGCAUACUGUAAACUUAUUUUGAAUUGGAAAGCCAAUAGCUUAUUCAAGUAUUUUUUUAAAAAACGAAUAGGCCUGGAACUAUUACAUUCCCCUCUCUAUCCCCCAGAACCCUCAGUACGAUCUGAAGGACAGCCCAGGAGCUCACCCGGGAGGUCUGGCUGUCCACGCCAGCGCAGGGUUCUACCCGUACGGCCAGUAUGGCUACGGCGACCCGAACCGAGCCAAGGCCGCUACGAGGGAGACCACCAGCACUCUGAAGGCCUGGCUGCAGGAGCACCAGAAGAACCCGUACCCCACCAAGGGAGAGAAGAUCAUGCUGGCCAUCAUCACCAAGAUGACACUCACACAGGUAUACAGACAUAAAGGUUUACUGCUAUGGGGAAUAAAAAGGUUUAGGCCAGGAGUAUUUCCCGGCUACUAGGCCUACAUGAUUUGACCGGGAAAACAGCCUACUUUGAAUGUGUUCUGUCUGUCAGUGUGUUGUGUCUGUGCUUUUGUUAUCUCUGCCAGUUUAAGAUAAACUCAUUUGACGAUUUGAUUAACCUAAUUAUCAAUAUUUGUAAUAAAGGAUCCAUAAAGUAUAUUAAUUAAUUCCUUCAUCUGUUCAGGUGUCCACGUGGUUCGCCAACGCGCGCCGGCGUCUGAAGAAGGAGAACAAGGUGACGUGGGGCCGCAGCGCGGAGGACCGGGACGGACGGAUCUUCAGCAGCGACAAUGAGGACGAGCCUGAAAAACACGGGAGCGAGGAUGAAGAAGAGGAGGAGAUCGAUUUAGAAAGUAUCGACAUAGAUAAAGUCGAGGAGAACCCCGGCGAUCAGAGGGAAGUGGAGGGAGAGGGGAAGCUGGCCGCCAGGGACGCAUCGGAUUCGGGUAUCUUGGAGAGCCAGAGGACGAUGUCUGUCAGGGCCCUCAGAAGUAUGGAGGGGCCUAUUUCUCUCAUUAAGGCGCCUGUUGGUGCUUGUAAAAACGCAGUGGAUCUUUCCCCCAAUGCACCGCUGUGCCAGAGGCCCCCACAGAACAAACCCAAAAUCUGGUCUCUGGCGGAGACGGCCACAAGCCCUGACAGUUCCAUCAAACCUUCCCCGGCUGUCUCAGGUCCUCACCAGGCCACGAUCCCCUCCCACCACCCGGCCCUACUCCCGGGUCAUGGAAUAUACACUUGCCAGAUCGGGAAGCAGCUCCACAACUGGGCCAAUGCGGCGUUCCUCAGUGCCAACUCUCUGCUGGGCGUCAGGUCGCUUCUCGGCGCGGUAAACCCAGCCGGACACCACAUGCCUCUCCAUGGCGCGCUGAAGCAUCAGGAUGCGCGGUUGACGCAGGCAUCAGGGGCAUCGUGCACAGAGGAGGAGAGUGGAGAUGAGUCGUCGGAGAGCUUCAGUCCAAAGCGAGAUGGUAUGUACUGUAGCCUAGGCUUAGGCUUACAUCUGUUUAUGAUUGUGAUUAUAGGCUAGUUUUCAUCUGCUUGGAAAUGAAUAACAGUCUCAUGAAUUCGGCCCAGUGUUAUCCUUCAGUUUUUCAAAUAACCUUUCCAAAUAUGGUACACCAUUUUGAUCUAACACUCGUUUCAAUUCAUGUUGUGUAUUUAUUAUGAUAUUUCUGAAAACUGAAAUGUUAUCAAUCAGCUAUAACCUAAUAUAGCCUAUCGCCUAAUAAACAACAAUCAAAUUGUAUUGGUCAAAUUGUAUUGGUCACAUACAUAUAUUUCGAACCAGUUACAGUUACAUCACUCAAAUAAUAUUGCAUUAAAAACAGGUAUGGCCUAAUUCAAAAUAGGCCUACUAAGGAUAGCCUAUUGAUUAUUUUACUGAUUUGUCUGAUUGUUUAUUUGUCUGAUUGUUUAUUUGUUUACAGAUGACGUGAAUAUUCGCAGGUCUGGCUCGCCGAAGUCUCCCUUCCAGCUGAUUACCGACAGGUAGGAUAUUUCAAACCUCACGGUGACAUUAUGUCAUGUGCCAUCUAUUUUAAUCACCCGGUAAAUGAACCUUUUAACCCGCCAGUAAAGGCGGUUUCACCUGACCGACUGGCCUGUCACAGCUCGAGCUCAUAAAUCAUCUGAAGAGAUCUAAUCGGUCUACUUUAACGGCUUUCAACGGCUCACUAGACACCGUUUAAUAUGGCCAUCAGGGUUGGAACCGGCGCCAUUGACUUAUCAUCGUUCACGCAAUUUAAAUAUACCCUCAAUUUAUUCACGCGUUGCCCGUGAAUACACAUAUGUUGAGGGAGGAUAUGAAAUAGGCCUGAUAGCAAUAUAAUUAUAGGAAAUGAAUUAUUCAAUGUCACACUCAUUUACAUUUUCUGACGUUUGUAUUUUCUUUUCUUUUCUCUUCAUCAAAAGAUCUCACCACGGAACGGCGCAGCGGGCCCUCUCGACCAUUUCCACAAUAUGAACAGUGAAGAGUUAUCAUCGGAGAAUAAUCUGGAAUAAUUAUUUAACGAAGAGCAAUUUAUCGAAUAGUCUACUAUUUUUGUGAGUGAAACGUAAGAUUUCAACUCGUCAGAUUUUGAAACAAUAGGCCUAUAUGAUGCGAGACAACAUUCAUAGCCUAUAGGCCUGUGUUUUUGAUCACACACAUUUUCCGUAUUGCCAUUUAUACUCGCAAUGUUUGUCUUUGCUGUGUAUGUUUGUUUUCUGUUUUAUUUUCUAUGAAAAAGUUAUCGACAUGUAAAUAAUUUGUUUAAAGGAUAUAUUUUCGAGAAAUAAACUCAAUCGUGG